Molecule: messenger RNA, 1401 nt
Organism: Guyanagaster necrorhizus
Lineage: Eukaryota; Fungi; Basidiomycota; Agaricomycetes; Agaricales; Physalacriaceae
Product: MFS general substrate transporter
Exons: 15
Coding region: 1-1401 (466 amino acids)
Biological process (GO): transmembrane transport
Molecular function (GO): transmembrane transporter activity
Source: RefSeq, a predicted model, not a curated record
AUGACAUCCAAAGAGGAGAAAAUAAUCGUAGUGUCCUGGGACGGCGACGACGACCCAGAAAAUCCAAAAAAUUGGAGCUAUUCUCAAAAAUGGAUCGCAACUGGCCUUAUAUCCACAUACACGAUGUUGUCUCCCAUUACGUCGUCCAUGAUUGCUCCAGCUGCUAGGGACGUGGCCAAAGAUCUCGGGGCCACCAGCCACAUUUUUGAACCUCUGCUAACUUCGAUAUUUAUCUUGGCGUACGCCUUCGGUCCCCUAUUUUUUGGCCCGGUCUCUCAGGUCUACGGCCGGUCGAGGGUGGUGCAAUUGGGCAAUGUGUUUUACAUGAUCUUCAAUCUUGUCUGCGCAUUUGCAAAGACUCCUAGUCAGAUGCUGGCAUUCCGUUUCCUGGCUGGUAUUGGCGGAAGUGCGCCGCUGGCGCUCGGUGGGGGAGUCAUUAACGAUUGCUGGAGCGUCAAGGAACGUGGUCGGGCAGUGACUUUAUAUGCCCUGGCGCCUCUGUUGGGUCCAAUCAUUGGGCCGAUUGCUGGUGCAUGGAUUGCCAUGAAGACGACGUGGAAAUGGGUUUUCUGGUCGACAUCCAUUGCUGCCGUCUUCGUCCAAGCCAUCUCUUUCUUUUGGCUCAAAGAGACUUUUGCGCCCCUUCUAUUGGCUCGAAAGGCAAGGAAGCUGCAAAAUGCUAGCAGUGGGGAGGAUAAUGUUAUAUAUGUUACCAGCCACCAGCAGAAUCCAUCCAAGUACACGAUGACUGACACCCGGGAAUUGUUUCUGACCUGUCUUACUAGGCCUCCUGUCCACAAGCUUCUACUCUACCCGGUCGUUUUACUUCUAACCGAACCUACAGCCCAGCUACUAGGAAUAUAUCUAGCCUAUAUAUACGUGAUACUGACGUCGAUCCCUGAUAUAUACGUCGUUGUAUAUCACGAGAGUAUUGGAAUUGCAGGAUUGCAUUACAUCGCCUUUGGAAUUGGCCUUUAUAGUGGAGCGCAAAUCACGAAUGCGAUCCUGGAUGAACUGUAUCUCCGUCUCAGCGCUCACUACGGGACCGAAGGCCGUCCUGAAUUUCGAAUUCCCAUUAUGCUGCCCGCCACCCUGUUCGUGCCUAUAGGAUUGUUCAUUACAGGAUGGACUGUGUCAAGCGGAGUGCACUGGAUUGUCCCAGAUAUUGGACUUGUUAUCACCGGAAUGGGCAUCGCCGUGAACUGGCAAGCAAUACAAACAUAUAUCAUCGACACCUACACCGUUCGUGCGGCACCAGCUCUCGGAGGGCUCUCUUUGCUUCGCUCGCUCGUCGGUUUUGCCUUGCCGUUAGCCUCUCCCAGCCUGUACCAGCACUUAGGUUACGGGAAAGGAAACACCAUCCUGGCUAGUUGCGCUUUGGGCCUGGGAUUCCCGAUGUAA